AUGGCCAGCCCCGCGACCAGCCCCGCGGGCGACACGACGCAGCAGGAGGCCGUCCAGCUCGCUUGUUUAGCCCUCACAAAACCAGGAGACGCCGGCGCCGCGGCGUCCGCCGCGGUCCUCGGCGCCGCGACGCUCGCGUUCCGAAGAAGCAAUGACCAACUAAAGCUCGGAAAUGUCACGAUCCAGCGCGUCUACCCGGCCUUCGACGGGGCGGACAUCAUCAAUGGAGACACGAUGCUCCACGCGGCUGUUAGGAGACAACUGCACGACGUGACGAGUGCUUUGCUGGAGGCCGGCGCCCCACUUGGUGUCCGAAAUAUGAAUGGCGAGACGGCCUUCGAGAUCGUGACGGCGCCGGCACCUCAGGAGGAGGACCCCGAGCUGGAGCGGGCGCUGGCGGAGAGUCGUCGCCAGGCUGAAGAGGACGAGGCGCAACUCGCCGCGGCGCUGGCCGCGUCCGCGCUCGAGUCGACGCCGCGCAACGAAGGAAAGGCGCCGGACGCCGACGACGACCUCCAGCGCGCCCUCGAGGCCUCGAAGAAGGAAUCGACGCCGCAACAACAACAACAGAAGGGCUUCUUCGGUCGCUGGUUCGGGAAAAGUGAGCCGGAAGACGACCUCGACGCGGCCGUCGCGGCGUCGCUGGCGGCCGAGGAUGAAGACGUGCGGCGGCGGCGCGAGUCCGAGGACGAGGCGAUGGCAAGGGCGCUGGCGGAGUCCGAGGCGCCGCCCGCGGGAACGCGGCCGCCGCCGCCGCCGCCGCCACCACCACCGGCCGCGUCGCUCGCCGCGGCGGCGGCGGCCGCCGGCCGCAAACCGCGAGCCGCGCCAUCCUCACCGCCGAAACGCAAACCCGUGUCAAAUGUCCACCCCCUCGCGGCCGCCGCCGCCGCCGAGGUCGCUAGAAGACCAAGGCCGCCGUCCUCGCCCACUCUGUCCAGAAGACCCGCCGCGCCGUCGGCGCUCGCCGAAGCAUUAGCAGCAGCAGCGGCCAAGCGCAAACAGAAAGGCCCGCCGAAGUCUCCCACAAGGAAGCGGGUGAACCCCUUCCAACGCGCACAACCGCCGCCGCCGCCCGAGGAGGCGACGUCGCCUUUGCAUGCGCGGCCGAGCGAAGCCCAGGUCAACACCUCGAAACGCAUUGCUGAAUUAGAAGCGACCGUGGCGGCUUUGCGGUCGGAAUUGAAUCGUGUCAAGAAGCCCACCGAGAAGCAGCAGCAGUCGAUCGACGACAUCGAGAGUGAAUUAAGAGCAGCAACAGCUCGAUGUCUCCAGGGAGAUCCGUCGGCGGAGAGUGAGCUCGAGCGGCUGGACGCCGCUCUCCGGGCCCACCCCGACCACAAAAUACGACAGGCGAAAGCUAGAGCGAAUUGGGACUCGGAACAAAGAACCGCGAACAACAACGCGCUGGCGUUGACUCGUUCUCUCGUCCCGCCGGACAUUCUGAAGAGUACGGCGAAGGACGUGGGCCUGCGGAUCUGCGACGCUUUACAGUCAGACGACAAGCCGGCUCUGGCACUUGCGCGGAGAGUGUGGUCCGCGAAAGCGCUGCGAGCCGUCCGGGCGCCUUCGGAAUUAUUAAGGAAGGCGCACGUUGCUGACUUGCGAGGCACCUAUACCCCGACCGGGCUCGACAUCGUCGAACUCAGAGCGGUCUACGCGUGUCUGCCGCGGGAGUUCGCGAACGACGGGGACGGCGCGAAAGCAGCAUGGCGCGAAAGUGUGCGUGAAAAAUUAGUAGCGAUGGUCGCGAAGGAGGCGUCGGGGUCGUUGACUCCUGCGGAGAAGCGGAAUAGCGCGUAUCAACACCUGCCGGACUUUGUGAGAUUGUUUCCGUCCGAGGCGUGCGACGCGGGCUGGCGGCCCGACGCGGCGGAUCCCUUGACACGGCCGGCGCGGCCGCGCGCGGCGCCGGCGGGAUUAUUAGCCGCGCUGCAGGGGCGGUCGCGGGUGGGCGUGUAAUUCUAGUUUUGUUUUU
This is a messenger RNA of Pelagomonas calceolata, 1978 nucleotides long. The record is from the annotation of a GenBank genome assembly. Lineage: Eukaryota; Pelagophyceae; Pelagomonadales; Pelagomonadaceae.